Drosophila hydei is the source of this 816-nucleotide messenger RNA. RefSeq names its product bifunctional transcriptional activator/DNA repair enzyme Ada. Bases 121 to 687 code for a protein of 188 amino acids. Gene Ontology annotation, biological process: DNA repair. The transcript has a single exon. NCBI's taxonomy places the organism in Eukaryota, Metazoa, Arthropoda, Insecta, Diptera, Drosophilidae. Gene Ontology annotation, molecular function: methylated-DNA-[protein]-cysteine S-methyltransferase activity. The record is from RefSeq and is a predicted model, not a curated record.
GGAUGUGUGAACAUUUUUCAGUAUUUUAAAUUGAAGUAAGUCUUUUGGGAUUUUGCUAUAUCAAACUAUGUUAACACUGAUUUGCAAGUAAACCAAAGUUUAAAAAUAUUAACUCUUACAAUGUGGAUAAUGGAUAACUUACAAACCUCCCUAACACCACUACAAAGAUUACCAGCGUAUAUUAAAUAUGGCUUCAUCGACACCCAAUUUGGAAGGAUAUUGCUUGGAACGACGUCGAUUCAAAAAAGCGGCACAAAUUGCGAUGCAAUUUGCGCUUUAUAUUUCGUGCAGAAUCACGACAACAAAAGUUUGGAGGAUCUUCAACGACGUUGGCCCAAAGUAAAGCUCAUAGCGGAUGCAACGGCUAUUAAAGAGAGAAGUAAAAUUCUAUUUAAUGAAAAGGAAAUCGCAAAUGCCGUCGACAUCGCAGUUCUGGGCACAGAUCUGCAGUUGGCUGUGUGGAGUGAAUUACUAAAAAUUAAAACUGGCACCACAUGCACAUAUACAAAGCUCGCGGAACUGGUAAAUCGGCCAAAGGCUGUUCGGGCGGUAGCCAGCGCUGUGGCCAAGAAUGAGGUAUCCAUUUUAAUACCCUGUCAUCGUGUUAUAUCAAAGAGCGGGGCCGUAAAAUAUGGAUGGGGCGCAGCCCUUAAAACUUCCCUCUUAAACUAUGAAGCAAAUAUAUAAAUCAUUUAGUUUUUAAUUUGUGGGAUACAUAUGUAUUUAUAAAAUGGUUGGUUUAUUGAAAUUCAGAUCCGGACUUCAAAUGUGUUAUUCUUCAGUUGGUUGGUUGACUUAUAUAAAAAAGAAACACAU